AUGAAAGAACCCAUUGCUAUUGUAGGCACUGCCUGCCGUCUUCCGGGCGGCGCCAUCUCCCCUUCAAGGCUCUGGGAGCUUCUCCAGGAUCCUCGCGACGUCCUGAGCAAAUGCAAGCCCGAUCAAUUAAAUAUCACCAACUUUUACCAUCCCAACGGUGACCAUCAUGGCUGCACAGAUGUCCCUAAUCAAUCUUACCUCCUGGAAGGAAACAUCCGCCACUUCGAUGCCUCCUUCUUCAACAUCAGUCCGGCCGAAGCGGACGGGAUGGACCCUCAGCAGCGAAUCCUACUUGAGACGACCUAUGAAGCCAUGGAGGCGGCGGGGUACACGCUGGACCAACUGCGUGGCUCCCCCACAGCCGUCUUCGUCGGCGUGAUGACCUCUGAUUACCAUGAUAUCCAGACGCGCGACCUCGACACAAUCGGCAGAUGGCAUGCCACGGGAACAGCUCCAAGUAUCCUCUCCAACAGAAUCUCAUAUUUCUUUGAUCUGAAGGGUCCAUCAAUGACGAUCAACACCGCAUGCUCAAGUUCACUGGUUGCACUCCACCAGGCGGUCCAGAGCUUACGUAUUGGCGAAGCAACUGUCGCGAUUGUGGCGGGUGUCAACCUCCUAUUGGAUGCUGGCACCUACGUCAGUGAGUCUAAACUCCACAUGCUGUCUCCCACGUCCCGCUGUCGAAUGUGGGAUGCGGAUGCAGACGGCUAUGCGCGUGGGGAGGGAUGCGCGUCGGUCAUUCUGAAGCCUCUGAGUCGGGCUCUGGCUGAUGGCGAUGAUAUCGAAUGCAUUAUCAGGGGCACGGGAGUCAACUGCGAUGGCCGCUCCGCAGGAAUCACGAUGCCGAACCCGGAGGCACAGGCUGCCUUGAUCAAGCGGGUAUAUGAGGAUUGCGACCUAGACCCCGUCCGGGAUCGCUGCCAGUAUUUUGAAUGUCAUGGGACGGGGACACCGGCCGGCGACCCCGUGGAAGCUGAGGCUAUUCAACGCACAUUUUUCCCGGAAGGCACCUCGUUCCCAACUGAGGAGAAGCUCUAUGUGGGAUCGAUAAAAACGACUGUCGGGCAUCUUGAAGGUUGUGCCGGUCUCGCGGGGCUUCUCAAGGCAGUCUUGUCUAUCAAGCAUCGGACCAUCGCUCCGAAUAUGCACUUUGCCAAACUCAACCCAAACAUUCUCCCCUUCUACGAUCAUUUGGAAGUUCCCACCCAAGCUGGUCCGUGGCCAUCUGUGGCAAGCGGAGAUUCAUUGCGUGCCAGCAUCAAUUCAUUCGGCUUUGGAGGAACAAACGCUCACGCCGUCAUCGAGAGUUUUCCAUCUCCCACGCCACCAAAUCAUGUGCCAGGACCCUCUGGGGACGUUGUGGUUGGACCCCUGGUCUUCUCGGCCAUCACACAAAAAUCACUGCUACUGAACGUCAAGAACGCGGCCUCAUUCAUCAAAACCAACCCAUCAUUGGACAUCAAUGACCUCGCAUGGACGCUUAGCACCAAGAGAAGUGCGCUACCCCUCAAAAUCUCCUUCACAGGCUCUACCCGGGAGGAACUCUUAGGUUGCAUGGAUGGAACAGUCCAAGCAGUGGAAGCAAGCCCAGACAUCGACUUCGGUAUACGCACGUGCAGAAGCACAAACGAGGCAGGAAGGAUCUUGGGUGUGUUUACAGGGCAGGGUGCGCAAUGGGCAAGCAUGGGAGUAGACCUCAUUCAAUCAUGCCAGACAUUCUAUGAAUCAAUCCAUCGCUGCGAACAGGCCCUGGCUGGCCUCCCCGAUAGGCCUUCCUGGUCUUUGGUUGAUGAACUUCGAGCUGACAAAAGAUCUUCGAAACUGUCAGACGCCGCGUUGAGUCAACCUCUGACCACUGCUAUUGAAAUUGCAGUCCAUGAUUUACUCAAUGCCGCAGGCGUGCAUCUGGACAUCGUGGUAGGCCAUUCUUCAGGGGAAAUUGCGGCGGCGUAUGCGGCAGGAAUCCUAUCCCUAGACGACGCAAUGAAGAUCGCUUAUUACCGUGGAAUGCAUGCAAAACCGGCAACGUCAUCGCAGCAGAGCGGGGGGAUGAUAGCGGUUAGCAUCUCUUAUGACGAUGCGAGGGCAUUCUGCGCCCAGCCUUCGUUUUCCCAGCGGCUGGUCGUGGCCGCCAGCAAUGCUCCGACUAGUGUGACCUUAUCAGGUGAUCUGGAUGCAAUCUAUGAAGCCAAACGAGCCUUUGAGCAAAAAGGGACGUUCGCCAGGAUUUUGAAGGUGGAUGUCGCGUAUCAUUCGCACCACAUGAGGCCCUCUGCGGAGGCGUAUCUUGCGUCUCUGGAGGCCUGCAAAAUCCAGCUCCGUCAACCAGAGACGGACUGUAUGUGGGUCUCGAGUGUCACGGGCGCCGCAGUCUGUCUGGAUGAUGACACUAUACCCUCCCUUGCUGGGCGGUACUGGGUAGAGAACAUGCUACAACCCGUACUCUUUUCGCAGGCAAUCCAGCAGGCGGUCAAUCGGGUGUCUUUCGAUAUUGGCAUCGAGGUAGGACCGCACCCUGCACUCAAAGGCCCGGUCUUAGAAACAAUAAAGUUGGCGAUUGGCAGUGACAUCCCGUAUUUGUCUAUCUUGAAGCGGGGUGUUCCUGACGUAAACGCUGCAUCGUCGGCCAUGGGUUGCUUGUGGCAGCAUCUGGGUCCUGGCGCAGUCAACCUUGGGGGAUACCAUCGCGCUUUCGGUUCCAGGACCCCAAGAUUGCUAAAGGAUCUACCGGGAUACGCAUGGGAUUAUGGCAUGGAAUACGGCAGGGAAUCUCGCGUUUCGCGGCGGUAUCUUCAACAAGGAAUGCGACCACACCCACUCUUGGGCCGCCGAGCACCAGAUGAUUCUGACCUGGAGAUGCGUUGGAGGAAUAUCCUGCAUUUACAAGAACUUCCUUGGCUACAAGGGCUCAAAUACAAGGGCCAGGUCCAAUUUUCGUCGUCGUGCUAUCUUUUGCUCGCGUUCGAGGCAGCCCUUUCUGCAGCUGGGGGACAAUCAGUGGCGCUCGUCGAGAUUGAGGACUUGAGCAUCAAACAGUCAGUAACGCUCGAGGAAGAUGGACCUGGUUUUGAAUGUAUAACUUCGUUGAGAGUCGUGCACGAGAACCACCAGAGGAUUCGAAAGCAAUGUGUUGAGGCCGAUUUCGCCUGUUAUGGAUGUCCCGUAGAUGGCGCAUCACUGGACCGUUUAUGUACCUCGAGAGUGAUUCUUCACUUCGGGCCCCCCUCCGUAAACGAGCUGCCAGGAAAACCACCCAACCGCCGAGACCUCGUCCCUGUAGAAGUCGAGACCAUGUACGGAGUGUUCCAGCGGCUGGGCCUCAACUACAAUGGACCAUUCCGUGAAAUCGAUGCGUUAAGACGAACACAGGAUUACGCCACGGCGUCUGCUUGCUGGUCUGAUGAAGCUCCAUUGGCAGAGUAUAUAUGGCAUGCGGCAACGUUUGAGAUUGCCUCGCAGGUUCUCCUAGCCGCGUUCGCUUCGCCGUUGAGUGAUAUAUUGCGGACUGGCUAUCUACCCGUCGGGGUCCGUCGAGUCGCCCUAAACCCGCAUCUGUCGCCUCAAAGUGUCCCAAAAGACGCCAGAUUUUACCUUCAUGCGACUGUGACCGCGUCCUGUGCGAGUCACAUCGAGGGCAACGUUUCUUUUUACAAUGCCGACGGACACUCCCUGUUUCAAAUCGAGGGUCUGACGCUCAACACCAUUGAAAAACCAAGUCCUGCAAACGACCGCAGACCUUUUUCUCAUGUCGUUUGGGAACCUGAUGCAUUCUUCUGUCCUGUACCACUGGACGCAUGCUUGGGUGAGGAAAUUACUGAGCUAAUGGCUGUUUUGGAGAGAACAGCCCUGUUUUAUUGCCAGAGAACUCUGGAUGAGAUUGACAUAUCCGAAGCAUCCGGAUUCGAUUCCCACCAGAGGCUUCUCUAUGAUGAGAUCCUACGAGUGGUCGACGCUGUCGAAAGCCACCAGCAUCCUAGCGCCAAUCCCGGCUGGCUCGAUGAUACCAAGGACACCAUCUUGGAUUUGUACCACCGCUUCCCCAGGCAGCCUGAGCUUGACGCGCUGCAUGCAGUUAGUAAGUCGUUGCCAGCAAUUCUACGUCGUGAGGCAGAUCAGGUCAAGUUACUUACAGAGCACGAGAUACUUGGCCGUGCAUAUCACGAGGGAGCCAUCUUUGCUCCCAUGCAUAAAACCCUCUGCAAAAUUAUCAAACGUAUCCACCAUAAACAUCCACAUAUGAACAUAUUCGAGAUCGGGUCAGCGAGCAAGGCAUCCACCACUCUCGGGGUAUUGAAUGUCAUCGGUGGCGCAUACGCCUCAUACUGCUUUACUGACAAGUCCAAAGAACUAGUCGAACAAGCAGCUUACAAAAUGAGAGAUUUUUCGGAGAAUAUGGCGUUCAGAGUUGUGGAUGUCGAAAAGAACCUGGCCAAUCAAGACUGUGAGACCGGAAAGUACGACCUCGUCAUCGCCGCUCAUGGGCUUCAUGCGACGAAUGAUCUUUCCGAAGUACUGCACAAUAUCCGUACAUUGUUAAAGCCAGGUGGCUAUCUUGUCCUUCUGGCGGCGACAGGUUUCCUGACCGGACCCGGUCUUUCUCUUGAGGAAUGGGACAAAUGUUUACGUUCCGCCGGACUCUCGGGCGUAGAUGGCGUUAUCCAUCAUUUGCCAGAUGCAACGAAAAGUUGCUUAUCUGUGCUUGUCUCACAAGCGUCUGAUGACACGGUGAUGAUGCUUCGGGAGCCAGCGAUGUUAAUGAAAUUGGUGCCCAUUUCCAAACCGGUCUUGAUCAUCGGGGGCAAUACCUUAUCCGUGUCUCGCCUCGUACAACAGAUCGAAAGAGCGUUGGCCGCGUCAAGCAUCACUGCUCAAGUCGUUGAAAGCCUCACUUGUCUGGAUGCUGUGCAUCUCCAGGAAGCAAUCUCAGUCAUUGUGGCGAUAGAACUCGACAGGCCCAUGCUGUCGGAGUCAGACAUUCUCAUCAAGUCACCAAGCAUACAGGAACUAUUUCAGAAGUCCCGUGAUGUAUUGUGGCUCACAGCUGGACGCCUAUCCGGACAGAAUAAUAUGCCUGGAACGGGAGGCAUACUGUUUUCCGAAUACACCAGAGCCAAUGUCCAAUUACUUGAUGUCGCGGAUGUCAGCUUACUGAAUCCAAAGGUGGUGGUUGAUGCCUUUCUGCGCCUAUCCUGGUCUCAAAAUGGCAAAUUCACGAAGGAGAACAUACUAUGGACUCAUGAGUCACAAGUACAUUAUGACGGAAAGAUAUUACGCAUUCCUCGACUGGUCUUCGAUCAUCAACGGAAUCAACGAUAUAACGCGGGACGCCGACGAAUUACCAGAGAGGUCUACCUUGACGAGGCUCUAGUGGAGUUGAAAGUGGCUUCCUCCGGAGGAUCCGAUACUUUGAUGCUAAAUCAAGCCCCCACUUACUCUCCAGCGGAAGGAAUCCUAUCUGUAAACAUACGAUAUUCCAUUUCCAUCCUCUUCUCAGGUGGACAACAGUACCUCCUGUGGCUUAGUGACAGGCAUGAUGACCAGCCAAACUUGAUGGGCAUCUCGGGCCAAGGCUGUUCGCUUAUUCAGGUGAAGCCGGACGAUGCGGCCUUGAUUGAUGAGGAAGUGACGCCAGACUUAUUGCGCAGAAUAGCUAGCUACAUCGUUGCUCGUACGCUAGCAAUUAGCACACCAUCUAAUGGGACUGUUUUGUUCCAUGAACCGCACAUAGAUCUAGCUGCAGCGAUUCAAACUAGUGCUUAUUGGCAGGGACGACGAUUCUAUUUUACAACAUCGCGCUCUACCCACGCAGGAGGAGCAGGGAUACAACUUCACCCUCGGAUGACGCGUUGCGAUCUUGAAAAGGCCCUGCCGAGCGAUGUGUCCUCUUUCUGUGAUCUUUUCUCUGCUUCCGAGGGUCGACUAGGGGCUACAUUGAGCGACAAAUACCGGAGAAUCAAACUGAAGCUUGAUGUUUUCGAACGUCACCUGGCAUCCUUUAACCCACGGGAGCUGAUCUUGGAGGCUUAUACAGACGCUAAGCAUAGAUUUCAAGAACCGGGGGGUUCACCAAGGGUUAUCUCAAUAGGCGAGCUCAGUGAAUCACGCUCUUCCAUAUGUGCAUACCCUACUGUUGUGGAGUGGACACAAUCAGAGAAGAUAAUAAUUCGGUGUCCGCCUCUUGAUUGCAGCAUUUUAUUCUCGCCGCACGAAACCUACUUGAUGGUCGAAAUGGUAUCACCACUCGGACUUUCCAUUACCCAGUGGAUGGCGCAGCACGGUGCCCGAGUAAUUGUCCUCGCCGGUAGAAGCCGCCCUCGACCCAAUUCGGCAUGGCUAGAGGAGAUGUCGGCCCUAGGAGCCUCCGUGGAGCUUGUCGAAAUGGACGUGCUGCAUCGUCGGUCCGUCACAUCAGCCUGUGCGGAAAUCAGCCGUGUCCUGCCAACUAUCUCUGGAGUCUGCUAUGGAGCCAUGGGAUUGUCUAGCGAGAUAAUGAAUAACAUGGCCAACGACGAUACAGAGGAGAUGCUCAACGCUAAUAUUAAAGGGGCAUCAAAUCUUGACGCAGUUUUCUCAAAGCCCACGCUGCGGUUUUUCAUUCUUCUUUCCACAUUGGACACAGUUGUAGGAGAACCUACACGGCCGAAUGCCCGAGCAGCGAGCUCCUUCAUGUCUGGGCUCGUGCACCAGCGUAGGAUAAGGGGACUAGCCGCCUCAAUGCUAUACAUCGGGAUGGCAAUCGAUAUUGGACCUGCUUCAAGGCGCAAAAGGGAAGAAAUUGCCCUCAUGGCUGAAAGUGGCUACGCUCCACUCACCCAGACGGAUAUACAACACGCAUUUGCCGAAGCGAUCCUUGCCAGCGAUCCAGGCUGUUCUGAGGAUCCUGAGAUCAUUGUCGGACUGAAACCGUUCAAGCGGUUCGUCAAUAACGAGAAGCAUCCAGGACCAAAUCUUGAGCCUCUCCUCUCUCAUUUCAUUGUCCAUGAUGGAGCGCCGCCACAGCCUCAACGGCAACAACAGGAUAUUCCGUCAUCUCUCAGCCUCCGCCAACAAAUCCAAGAUGUUUCAUCACAAGACGAGGCUUUCGAAAUACUCCUGCAGCGCUUUUCGACCAAGGUGGAAUCGAUGCUUCGGCUACACGCCAGCAAGCUGGACAUAGAUAUCCCACUUCUCGACCUCGGGUGUGACUCAGUCCUCGGGCUCGAGAUCCGCAGUUGGUUUCUGGCUGAGAUUGAAAUUGACCUUCCCGCAAUAAGUGCCUUGCAUGGUACCGUGGCUGAGCUUUGCAAAGACGCUGUCUCGAUAUUCUGGGAGAAGAACUCGAGAGAACGCCUUCGCGAGGAAACGGAAAACAUGUCAACAUCGACCACGGAGUCAACACUGGGCCUCGGCGACAACAGUAGCAGUUCUGAUCCAGCAAUGGCGUCCAUAGCCACACUUUCGGCUUCUCCUCCGAUAACUCCCAGUGUUGAGCUAUCGGCUGGAUCGAAACCGGCUGUGCCAGUGGCUAGGCAGUUCCAACGCGUGGAGCACGUGUCUCCCUCUCAAUUAGAAAUGUGGCUUUCAGGGCUCUACAUGGAGGAUGCGACGCAGAACAACGUCGUCCUUUCCUAUCGGGUUCGAGGUACAUUUCAGCCUGCACGGUUCGAAAGAGCCUUGACCCAGGCUGUGGCGCGCCACGAGUCAAUGCGAACCGCCUUCUUUGCCGAUCCCGCGAGCGGAGACUUGUUGCAAGCGGUAUUAGAGCAGCCCCUGCCAUUCUUCGAACACGUCACGACAUCUGAUCCGGCGCUUGUAUCACAAGAGUUUUCCAGUGCUGCCUCUCGGAAGUGGGACCUGGAGCACGGAGAGACAUUUCGGGCUACAGUAGUCUCUGUCUCCCCGGAUCAGCAUACGGUGAUCUUCAGUUACCAUCAUAUCAUCAUGGACGGGGUUAGCUGGGCUGUCUUCCUGCGAGAUGUCAGUAGUUUCUAUGAAUCAGCCACCCCUCGGUCGGAUCCCAGCCAGUAUAUCGAAUAUGCUGUGCUGCAGAAUCGAGCCAUCCGCGAAGGGUCCUUCGUCCGGGAGCUUGACUACUGGAAGCAGGAGCUUUUGCCACUGCCAGAUGUGAUGCCCCUGCUUCCCAUGGCGCGAGUUAAAUCCAGGUCGCCGACGGAUAACUUCACAGCACAUGCAACAUCACGAGAGAUUGGAAAGGAUUUGGCGGAUAGGAUUCGAAAGUCAAGCCAAACGCUCCGCGGGACGGCGUUCCAUUUCUAUCUUGCCACCAUGCAGGUCCUCUUCGCGCGACUGCUGAACAUCGAGCAGAUGUGCAUCGGCAUGAGCGACGCCAACCGUACGAAUGACCAAUUUCGUGAAACUGUCGGCUAUUUCGUCAAUAUUUUGCCCCUCCGCCUGUGUGUCGGUGCCGAUGAUCGAUUCGCGCAGGUCUUCCAGCGGACAUCGCAAAAGGUGCUCUCGGCAUUAUCGUAUUCCGCGGUGCCCUCAAGUGCUGUCCUCGAUAGCCUCACCGUCCCACGAACAGCUACCCACACACCGCUUUUCCAGGUUGCAAUCAACUAUCGCGUCGAUGAGAUAACUCGAAUGUCCGUGGCGGAUUUUGAGCUCGAGUAUGACCGUAGCGUUAUGGGCAAUGCCCCCUACGAUGUGUCCUUCCAUAUCACACCCAGAGCAUCCGGCACCUGCAUAUUGGAGAUCAUCUGCCGGGAUUACCUGUACACGCAGGAUGCUGCAGAAUCGCUCCUCUCUCUGUAUGUGAAACUCAUUGAGCAAUUUUCUUUUGAUUCGUCGUUGCCCGUUCACGAGUGUACAACCUCGCUGUAUUCACCGGCUCAGGAAAACCAUGAUAACUGUCUAUCAAUCAGACGUGGUCCGCGAUUCUCGCAUUCUUGGCCGGUGACCUUGCCCGGUAGAUUCCAAAUGAUGGUCGAGAUGUUCGGGGAAAACCUGGCCAUCGUAGAUCAGGCCGGACAGUACAGCUACGCGCAGCUGGCCGCUCACACCAGCCGGAUCGCCAACGUCUUGCGGAGCAGAGGAGUGGGCGACAAGUCGUAUGUAGCUGUCUUGUGCGAGCCUUCAUUUCAGGCGGUGGCGAGUUUGCUUGCCAUUCUUCACAUCGGAGCUAUUUACGUUCCUCUGGAUUUAAGUAUCCCUGCAGCAAGACAUGCGGCGAUGAUUGAAGCUUCAGAGGCCGGUGUCAUCAUCUGUUCUCCUUUCACCUUUGAGAAAGCACAAGAACUGGCGCGUACGACGCCUGGUAUGGUGGUUGUUGAUGCAGUGGAAGAGGCACGCUCCACGGAUGCGCCCAUAGAGCAUCGGGGCACUGGGGCAGAACCAUCAAUCCUUCUAUACACAAGCGGCUCAACAGGCCGUCCCAAGGGAGUCAUCUUACAGCAAGCCGGGCUCAUCAAUUACCUGGCCGCAAAGGCGGACGAACUCUCCCUCGACAAUACAAUCACCGUGCUGCAGCAGAGCUCGCUGGGAUUCGACAUGGGCCUGGCACAGACCCUCAACGCCAUCAUGAAUGGUGGCAAACUGAUUAUCGUGCCCCAAUUAUCCCGUGGCGAUCCUGUGGAGCUCGCUAAACUGAUCCGCAAGGAGAAAGUGAGCUUCACGCUGGCCACUCCGUCUGAGUAUCUAGUAAUCCUGCAACAUGGUGGGGAGUAUCUACGGGACUAUGGCCUCUGGAGACAUGCGUGCCUUGGCGGCGAGCCCUUCACGGAUCGCCUGAAACAGGAGUUUGCUCAGCUCGGCGCACGCUGCCCAAUCGUCCAGGAUUCGUACGGUGUGACAGAAAUUUCCGCGUGCACGACGUUCCAGACUAUGACCGCGUCCCAGUUAGAGAACACUUAUAGCGUUGGCAGGACAAUCCCCAACACAUCUAUCUACAUAUUAAAUAAAGAGGGCAACCCCGUUGAUAUCGGAUCGCCCGGUGAAAUCUGCAUUGGUGGCGUUGGCGUCGCUCUCGGUUAUUUGAACCCGGACCAAGCUCAGCUGAAGAAAUUCGUUGACGAUCCUUUCGCGUUGCAGGAGGAUAUCUCACGAGGCUGGACUCGAAUGUACCGUACAGGCGACAGGGGUCGUCUGCUGGAUAAUGGAUCGUUGAUUCUGCUCGGCCGCAUGGAUGGAGACACGGAGAUUAAGCUUCGCGGGCUCCGUAUUGACUUGGAGGAUGUCGCAUCAACUCUGGUCAAUAGUGCCUCAGAUCUGCUGUCGUCGGCAGUUGUCUGUGUCAAGGGGAAGGGUGACGAGGCUGUACUCGUUGCCUAUGUCGCUCUUGUUCCAGGGCGGAUGGCCACCGACGAGGAGCUUCAGCAUCUCGCAGGCAGUCUCCCCUUGCCGCAGUACAUGUGUCCGGCCUUCGUGGUGCGCCUAGACUAUAUGCCGCGGAAUCCAAACGGGAAAAUCGAUAGAAAGGCAAUUGAAGCCCUGCCCCUCCCAUGUGCAAGUACGAGUACCAGCAUCUCUACCAUCUUCAGUAGCCAGGUCAACAAACGAGACGGUACAAGCACUGGCGGUCCGUCGUCCGUCCCGCGACUGCUGACCCUGGACGAAGGGGAAGUGAAACUUCUGUGGCAGUCAAUUCUGCCGGGCAGCCCAUCCGUGUAUCCCCAUUCGGACUUUUUCAUGCUCGGCGGGAACUCGCUGUCGUUGGUCAAACUGCAAGCUGCAAUUAGAACGUCAAUCGGUGUGGCCGUAACGCUGCGGGAGCUGUAUGCCGGCAGCACGCUUGCCAGCAUGGCGUCUUUGAUCGGUACCAGAAAGGCCGAGAAUCCCUCGGCAGCCAUCAACUGGCUACAGGAAACGGCCGUGCCUGAUAGCGUUCUUCAUGCGACGACGGCGGAUAUGCCUCAACUGUCCCGCAAAGCCGGGUACGAGAUCCUCCUGACUGGAUCGACAGGUUUUCUCGGAGCGACACUCCUACAAGCACUGCUGGACAUACCUGCCGUCCUCCGAGUCCACUGUAUAGCCGUGGAGAAGGGACAGGAGACACUUCUUCCCAACGAUGACAGGGUCCCUGUGUACCACGGCAGUCUCCUGGACCCAAAUCUAGGUCUGUCUCCGGCCGAGAUCGACAACUUACAAACUCGAAUCCACGUCAUAAUCCAUGCCGGUUCCAACGGCCACUGUUUGAACAGGUACAGCUCCCUACGCGCGCCAAAUCUCUUCUCCACACACUUUCUCGCCACCUUCGCCCUGCGCAGCGGGAUCCCGCUUCACUACGUCUCAUCGGGCCGCGUCAUCUUACUUUCUGGGCGGACGUCCCUCGGGCCGAUCUCGGUCUCCGCGUCAUACCCACCGGUAGACGGCUCGGAGGGUCUUACAGCGACAAAAUGGGCGAGUGAGGUAUUCCUUGAGCGACUUCUGCAACAGGUCCAGGGCAGCUCGGCCAUACCUGUGUAUAUCCAUCGCCCCUGCACUGUUAUCGGUGAGAACGCACCGCAACAUGACGCGCUAAACUCGCUCCUGCGCUACUCGCGUAGUCUGGGUGCGACCCCGCAGCUGAACAAUAUGGAUGGGUAUCUGGAUUUCCAGCAGGUGGAAGUUGUUGCAGAAAAGAUGGCCUCGCGGAUCAUGACUAGUCUCGAUGUGUCUGCGCCUAUCGGGUCUGUUACCUUCUUUCAUUACUCGAGUAACGUUAAGGUCCCGGUGAAGAGCUUUAAAGAAUAUAUGGAGAAGGUACAUAAUCAGCCGUUUGGGGAGCUUGCGCUGAGUGAUUGGUCUGUCAGGGCAAUAGAGCUGGGGAUCGAGCCGCUAAUUCCGUCGUUCCUGGAAGCGGUGGCAGAGAAUGAAGAGAUCAUGCUCUUCCCGUAUUUAGGGGAGUGAAGAAUGAUUCUAGUGGG
Molecule: messenger RNA, 11840 nt
Organism: Aspergillus novofumigatus IBT 16806
Lineage: Eukaryota; Fungi; Ascomycota; Eurotiomycetes; Eurotiales; Aspergillaceae
Product: polyketide synthetase
Exons: 2
Coding region: 1-11823 (3940 amino acids)
Biological process (GO): secondary metabolite biosynthetic process; fatty acid biosynthetic process
Molecular function (GO): phosphopantetheine binding; 3-oxoacyl-[acyl-carrier-protein] synthase activity; fatty acid synthase activity
Source: RefSeq, a predicted model, not a curated record